Molecule: messenger RNA, 1341 nt
Organism: Magnusiomyces paraingens
Lineage: Eukaryota; Fungi; Ascomycota; Dipodascomycetes; Dipodascales; Dipodascaceae
Exons: 1
Coding region: 1-1341 (446 amino acids)
Cellular component (GO): U2 snRNP; U2-type spliceosomal complex
Molecular function (GO): RNA binding
Source: RefSeq, a predicted model, not a curated record
AUGACCCCUUCAACAGACUGGCAAUCAGAUCCUAGAAUAGCUUACGACCAAGCCCGGCGGUGCUGGAUUUUUGAAGACGGAGACAUUGAAUACGUAUACGACGAAACAGCUGGUCAAUGGCGUGAAGACAAUGGUGACGGCGAGGCCAACGAGGGAGGUACCACAGCUCCUCCUCCGCGCAAAAAACACAAAAAGCAGCAACAGCAGCAACAACAGAAACAUGUCGAAGACAAGCGCGAGCGGCCCAACUGUGGUGUAUAUGUUUCCGGACUACCGCGGGAUGUGGAUCCAGAGCAACUGAAGACACAACUGGCAGAAGCUUUUGGCAAGUACGGUGUGUUAGCAGUUGAUGCGGCGGGAGGUCCGCGUGUCAAGGUAUAUGGAGCUCGGGAUGUGGAUUUAAAGGAGAAAGAUAAUGAGAAAGAUAAGGAAGAGAAAGAGAAACAAGUAUUGGAUUUGAAAGAUAAAGAUAAAGAAAAACUACAAGACUUAAAAGAAGAACCUACAAAAGAGGCAAAAGAACCAACAAAAGAGACUACAGAAGAGACUACAAAAGAACCAACAAAAGAGACUACAAAAGAGGCUACACAAGAACACAAAAAAGACCUAAACGGGGGCGACGCGCUUGUCAUUUUCUUUCGACCAGAAAGCGUGGCACUGGCUGUUGAAAUGACUGACAAUGCCGAUCUAUGGCUACAAGGACCUGGCGGCCCGCCCACACGUGUGCACGUGGAGCCUGCGAAAUUCAAGGCGAAGCCCUCGGACUCCAAGCCAGCUGAAAAAAAGACUGUGUCUGGGUACGAGAAAACUAAGGCGAUGCGAGCGCGGGCCAAACUCGAGGCCAAGGUAUCUACAUGGGACGAUGAUGAUGAGAAGGGAGGAAGUGGUGACACGAGGGCUGGAGCAAAUAAGGCGAGAUGGGCACGGGAUGUUAUUUUGGAAAAUGUAUUUGGGGUAGAAGAACUACACCCUGGUGGGAAGCCUAGUGUUGAUGCUGGGGCUCUUGCUGAGCUUGAAGCGGAUAUUCUGAGUGGUGCGGAAGCUAUUGGGGUUGUACGUGGGGUGACUGUUUAUGAUUUGGAAAAGGAUGGAGUUGUAAGUGUUCGGUUUGAAAGUGCAGAAGAAGCAGAAGCAUGUGUACGAGUGAUGGAUGGAAGAUGGUUUGGAGGGAGAAAGCUAAGAGCAGAAAUAAGUGAUGGACGACGUAGGUUCCGGAAAAGUGGAGGUGGUAAUAGGACUAAGACAGAGGAAGAGGAAGGUGGAGAGAAGGAUGAAGAGGAAGAGAGAUUGGAAGAGUUUGGUAAAUGGCUUGAGAGAGAUGAGAAGACGGAAAAGAGAUGA